AUGAAGCUCUUCUCCGUCUUGACUACGGCGCUCCUGACCCUGGGGGUCGACGCAACGCCUGUUCCAGAAGGAGGCGCAUCAUUCCGCGAGGGGGUUCUCGCAGACAGGUUUUCUCAGCGAGUAACCGAUGCAAGUGCCGGCGCUGCAGCAGAAAUGGGUGGCCUGGUCAAGAGAACAGAGCUUACUUGCGAAAUCGUCAACGUUGUAACUACUGUCGAUUGCCACUACUGGCCAACCCACGCAGAUGUAUCGGAAGGCUAUCCCGAAGUGAAGAAUCAUGUUGUGACCUCGUUCGGACCUUCAACUAAGCACGAUUUCUCUUGCUACCUGCCUGGUGAGAACGUUGGAGGGAUCACGUAA
Molecule: messenger RNA, 360 nt
Organism: Penicillium lagena
Lineage: Eukaryota; Fungi; Ascomycota; Eurotiomycetes; Eurotiales; Aspergillaceae
Exons: 1
Coding region: 1-360 (119 amino acids)
Source: RefSeq, a predicted model, not a curated record